AUGGCACAGCCUCGCGGAGCACCCAUCACCCAGCAUGUGAUGGGUAUGCCAAGCGUUCUGGACGAUCUCGACGAUGCAACAGCACAGCUGAUUGUCGGUAUCCAACUCGCGGAUCUCCAGGAGCCGUCCGCUCGUGCCUCGAAGUCGCACCAUCAAGCUCUUCAACAAGACAGUCACAUCGCACGGCAGCUCUAUGAGGCGGAGCUGAAAUUCUACAGCAAGAUCCGUGGCUUCGAAGAGGGCGAGAGGAAUAGAGGAAUGCCUCACUGGGUACCAAUACCCCUGGAGAUGGAGACGACGCCACGACGGACAUUCCGGAGCACAUGCGCAUCCCACAUGCUGAGUGUACUGCUUGCGGCGACUUCUACCCGCUCGACCGCAUCUACAAUGCACCAUGCACGCACGGAUACUGCGAAAAUUGUAUCGAGAACCUCUUCCGCGAUUCCAUGA
Messenger RNA from Lecanosticta acicola, 450 nucleotides. The record is from the annotation of a GenBank genome assembly. NCBI's taxonomy places the organism in Eukaryota, Fungi, Ascomycota, Dothideomycetes, Mycosphaerellales, Mycosphaerellaceae.